UUCAGCCCUGGCAGCGGUGACGUCAUCGAGCACUGGGUUGAGCAGCAGAGAGAGAGCGAGAGCUCUAGAGCGCUGCGGCGGAGCUCAUACUCAUAGGGCCUGCGAACGAAGCACUGGGAGGACAACUAAGAGCACGCUGAACGGGAUAUCCCAUCUCUUCUACAUGCACCAACGCCGAGGCUAAUAGGGAUAAAGGCCGUUUCCAUCCGUAUUCCUUCUUUUCCCCCAAACUGUCGAGAGGCAACCUGUAAAGAGGGACUCCAUGAAAGAUGUCAGAGGAGGCAGUUGUUAUUGCCAAGUGGGACUAUGCGGCACAGCAAGACCAGGAACUUGACAUUAGGAAAAAUGAGCGCUUGUGGCUCCUGGAUGACUCAAAAACGUGGUGGCAUGUACGAAAUGCAUCCAACAGAACAGGCUACGUUCCUUCGAAUUACGUCGAACGCAAGAACAGUCUAAAGAAAGGCUCUCUGGUGAAAAAUCUCAAAGAUACACUUGGCCUGGGAAAAACGAAACGGAAGACGAGCACACGGGAAGCCUCUCCAACACCCAGCACAGAUGAGUACUCGUCUAAUGGGGGCGGAGCAGAUCGAAUAUAUGAUAUGAACACUCCAGUGGUGGUGAAGUUUGCCUACAAUGCAGAGCGGGAGGAUGAGCUCAGCCUGGUGAAGGGAGCCCGGCUGAUGGUGAUGGAGAAAUGCAGUGACGGCUGGUGGAGGGGCAGCUAUAACGGUCAGGUGGGCUGGUUCCCUUCCAACUACGUCCAGGAGGAGGAGGAGGUGGAGGACACGUCAGCUGACCUGCCCGCUGUCUUCUCCUCACGGCUGGGCCUCAGUAAUGGCCAGGGCCCCAGAGUCCUUCACACUGUUCAAGCGCUCUACCCCUUCAGUUCCGUCACUGAGGAGGAGCUGAACUUUGAGAAGGGUGAGAUGAUGGAGGUGCUGGAGAAGCCAGAGAAUGACCCAGAAUGGUGGAGGUGUAAGAACUGCCGUGGGCAGGUGGGUCUGGUGCCAAAGAACUAUGUGGUUGUGCUCAAUGAUGGUCCAUUAGCCGUGGGUCCCCAUUCCCAGCAGAACAGCUACACGGGACCCUCCCACACGGGGAAAUUCGCUGGAAAGGACUGGUACUAUAACAACGUGACACGGCACCAGGCUGAGUGUGCACUGAAUGAGAGGGGGGUGGUGGGAGACUUCCUUGUGCGAGACAGCGAGUCCUCUCCGAGUGAUUUCUCAGUGUCUCUGAAAGCAGUCGGGAGGAACAAACACUUCAAAGUGCAGCUGUCAAACGGAGUCUACUGUAUCGGUCAACGCCGCUUCAAUACUAUGGAUGAACUGUUAGAGCACUACAAGAAAGCUCCCAUCUUCACUAGCGAACAUGGAGAGAAACUUUACCUUAUCAAACCCCUCCAGUGACCUUCCACACACAAAUGAGCCUUACAACCAGACAUGACUGGACCAGACCAGAUCUGACGUCACACUGAGCCAAGUGAUCUGCAACUCCUAAUUACCGCUCAUUUCUCACCAGCAAACAGGGAACCUACUGAAUACCUACCCACAGGGAAAUCAUAGGAUGUUGUUUCCGCUGAGUACUCCUUCCUGUCCCAGUGGCUCUGCUACUUUAGCUCUUCUUUUCACCUGGAGUGGUUCACCCUUAAUUAAUAUCACUUGCCUAUAAUUGAAGCACUUGCCUAUUGCCUGUUCACACUUAGCCAAAAUCGAGACGCAAGCAAUCCAACAGAUGAAGCUUUCAUCUGAUCCAUACUUCGACUGAUACAGUAGUUACAGGGCAAGCGCAAUAAUGCAUACUCAGAGGAAUUACAGUAAACUGUAUAUGCAUGGGAGUUGCCAAAAAUAGAGUUGGUGACAGGUACUUGUCGCCCCCUGCCGGAUGAACUGAGAAAUGCCAAUGGGAGGGUCUAAUGAGAUGAAUGUUUUGUAGAUGCUUAACCAAAUGUGCCACCUUUUCGUUCAAACACUGUUUAUCUAAUAUAUCCUAUAUCAUUCUCAUUCAGAUUCACACAUCUGUAUCUGCAAAGAAUGGUUUGGUGUGUCCAUUCAGCUUUUAGUUUCCGAGCUUUUGUAAAAGUGUGGUACGUCUGAAUGUCACUGAGCAUUGUUAUUUAAAGCCAUGUUUAUUUAAUGUGAGAAAUAAGCUGCGGAGAAGGACAAUGUAGCCGUGAGCUCCACAUGAUAGCUGUGCAAAAAGUUGAAAUACUUUCAAUUAAACAUUUUGCAAGA
This is a messenger RNA of Carassius auratus (goldfish), 2234 nucleotides long. Its product is annotated as cytoplasmic protein NCK2-like. Gene Ontology annotation, molecular function: receptor tyrosine kinase binding; signaling adaptor activity. Bases 270 to 1409 code for a protein of 379 amino acids. The transcript is spliced from 4 exons. Gene Ontology annotation, cellular component: cytoplasm. The record is from RefSeq and is a predicted model, not a curated record. NCBI's taxonomy places the organism in Eukaryota, Metazoa, Chordata, Actinopteri, Cypriniformes, Cyprinidae. Gene Ontology annotation, biological process: ephrin receptor signaling pathway; cell migration; positive regulation of endoplasmic reticulum stress-induced intrinsic apoptotic signaling pathway.